AUGGUCGGCUUCAUCCGUGAAGUAGACUAUUCGAGGUGGGUGUCCAAUGUAGUUAUGGUGAAAAAAACCCCCGAGAAAUGGAGAAUGUGCGUCGAUUUCACGAACCUCAACAAAGCUUGCCCGAAAGACAGCUUCCCGCUCCCCUGGAUCAACCAGCUCGUCGACGCCACCGCCGGUUUCGCACUCCUCAGUUUCCUAGACGCCUACUCCGGAUAA
Molecule: messenger RNA, 216 nt
Organism: Prunus armeniaca (apricot)
Lineage: Eukaryota; Viridiplantae; Streptophyta; Magnoliopsida; Rosales; Rosaceae
Source: the annotation of a GenBank genome assembly